This is a messenger RNA of Trypanosoma conorhini, 972 nucleotides long. RefSeq lists its product as uncharacterized. The coding region runs from base 1 to 972 and encodes 323 amino acids. NCBI's taxonomy places the organism in Eukaryota, Euglenozoa, Kinetoplastea, Trypanosomatida, Trypanosomatidae. The record is from RefSeq and is a predicted model, not a curated record. The transcript has a single exon.
AUGCAGGUGGAGGAUGCCGCCGCGGCGCCCCCGAUUGCGCUGAUCCGGUGGUGGUUUGGCAAGACGGAGGAGGAGCGACGUGGGUUUCUGCAGAGCCCGACGACGUCGGCGAAGGCGCGUCAGAACAUUCCGCUGGUUGAGGCCUACGCGCGGCGGCACUGCUACUUUGUCGCCUGUGAGACAAACUUGGAUGUCUGUCCGCUGCCGUCCCUGUCGCCCGUGCUGCAAACAACUUCGCGGCGGCGUGGGUACGGCGUCUGGCUGCCCUGCGCCGCCCACGGCGAGGGGACGUACGGGGGCAGGUACGCCGCGGCUGCCCAGCGAGAGAAGCGGCGCGCGGCGGCGCAUCGCGUCUUUGAGGAAAUAUCCGCACGCACGGCGGUGGCCUUGGGCGACUACGUCCCGCGGCUCGGCCCGGCGGCGCCGGAGGAGGAGGGCCGCCACGGUCGCGCGGCCCGCAUGAUGGUGGCGGCGCUGCUGGAGGCCUCCGUGGCGGCGCUCUACCGUCUUGGCCUCACCGACGCCCUGGAAGCGAUCGAGCAGGCCACGGCGCAGGAUGGGGCGAGCAGCGCGGGGGAACACGAAACAGGCGGCGGCGGCGUUGUGCCGAAGCCUGUUGGGGUGCGCCGGGCGGAGGCGCACAGCUGCCUGGGCGUGUGGAUGCUGCUGCUGGCCGCGCCGGGCGGCAAGCGCCUGCGGGGCGCGGAGGACACCGCUGCUUUGCAGCAGCCCCAGCCCGCACCGCAGCAGCGGCAGUGGCCGCACGACGCGAAGGUGAACUGUUGGCAGCUCCUGCGGGAGCGCAUGGCCCCCGCCUCCGCGGAGGAGCCGGAGCGCGCGGGCACCGCUGCGAAGGAGGACGAGGCGGCGGCGAUGGUUCCCCACUCGGAGCCACGCAUCACGAUUACGCUGGCGGACAUGCGGUUUGGUAUCGCCAAGGCCUUGAAGAAUCGAGGCGGGCGGACGACGUGA